AACUAAAGUCACACAAACCUGAGGGAAACCAAACACAUCCACACGCGACGAGGACUAAACACAUGUUGUCUCCAUGAAUUCCGCUCGCUGGCGCCGGAUUGUAUAACAAAGGUCUCAACUUCCAUGAAAGUUUCUAAACAUCCGACAAAAGUGCGCGAGAGGCGGCGGGUGGAGGAGGCGCGGGCCGCCUGGAAGUGUGCAAAACCCCGGGUGGGAGAGAAAGAACCGCGCCGGGGAGGUCACCGCAAACGUCGGGAUUCAGAGGAGGACGCUUGCUGCGCGAUGAGUGGAGGGAGACGGCGAGUGAGAUGGAGGCGGGGGGAAGGACCGUCUCUGCGGGGACUGGAGCCGCGAGCGGACGGCGCAGUGCUGGCGAUCGUUCAACCCUCCCCUCUUCUUCCUCCACAGCGACGCCGAGGCUCGCGCCGUAAAGCAGUGACUGUAGCCCCAGAACCACCGACGACCAGCGCUUCGGAGAACCCGCCUUCUUGUCCCUCGCUCAAGCGCUUUCCGAGUCGAGGGAAACGCACUCCCGCGACGCCCAGGCUCGAGUCGCGAGCCUCGUUUUCUCGCUUUUGCAGUUGCGCCAUUGGACCUUGUCACGAUUUGAGACACCACAAAUGAAUGGAGAAAUGAUGGAGGCAACAUCCCAAGAACAAGCGUGGGCGCAGGAUGACCUCUUACGGCUGCUGGACGCCAUGAAAGUGGCUCUUCCUCAGAAAGACGUGACCAAAUACAAAACGUCCGAGUCCCACCUGGACUGGCAGAAAGUGGCUUUCAACUCGUACACGGCGGAAAUGUGCAAGCGGAAGUGGCUGGAGGUGUCAAAAGAGAUCCGCAAGUUCAGGACUCUGACUGAACUGAUAUUUGACGCUCAGGACUACAUCAAGAACCCGUACAAGGGGAAGAAACUCAAGAAACACCCCGACUUCCCCAAAAAGCCCCUGACUCCAUACUUCCGCUUCUUCAUGGAGAAACGAGCCAAGUACGCCAAGCUGCACCCCGAGAUGAGCAACCUGGACCUGACCAAGAUCCUCUCCAAGAAGUACAGAGAGCUGCCAGACAAGAAAAAGAAAAAAUAUGUUGACGACUUCUUAAGAGACAAGGAAACGUUUGUGCAGAGCAUGAUGAAGUUCAGGGAAGAGCAUCCAGACCUCAUGGAGAGCAUCACCAAGAAGGGCUCCAACGUUCCAGAGAAGCCCAAGACGCCCCAGCAGCUUUGGUAUAACCAUGAAAAGAAGGCUUUCCUCAAAACCCACCCAGAUGCAACCACAAAGGACAUCAAAGACAGUUUGGGGAAACAGUGGACGCUGCUGUCAGACAAAAAGAGGCUGAAGUGGAUCUCAAAGUCUCUGGACCUGAAGAAGCAAUAUGAGGAGACCAUGAGAGAGUACAUCCAGCAGCACCCGGAGCUCAACAUGACCCAAGACGACAUUGUCAAGUCCACGCUCACCAAAGCAGAGCGACACCUGAAGGACAAGUCCGAUGGCCGGCCUGACAAGCCUCCCCCGAACGGCUACUCCAUGUUCUGCGCCGAGCUGAUGUCCAGCAUGAAGGACGUCCCCAGCACGGAGCGCAUGGUGAUGUGCAGCCAGCGGUGGAAGCUGCUGAAGCAGGUCGAGAAGGACGCCUAUCAGAAGCGCUGCGAACAGAGAAAGAAAGAGUACGAAAUAGAGAUGAACAGAUUCCUCAGCAGUUUGUCAGCGGAGGAGCAGCAGAGGGUGCUCGAUGAGGAGAAGCCAGGAUUCAAGAGAGGGGGCGGAGCCAACAGUCCUGCGGCAAAAAAGAAAAACUCAAAACCUGCAGUCAUUGCUGAGAAACCCAAAAGGCCCAUAUCAGCCAUGUUCAUCUUCUCUGAGGAGAAACGCCCCAAACUCCAGCAGGAGCGGCCCGAUCUCUCGGAGAGCGAGCUCACCAGACUCCUGGCCCGCAUGUGGAACGAGCUGCCGGACAAAAAGAAGGAGAAGUACAAGCGCCUGGAGAUGGUCCUGAAGGCCGAGUCGGAGAAGAAGGAGAAGGAGGACCGGACGCGCCUCCCUGACCCGCCCAAGACGGCCCAGGACAUCUGGCAGCAGAGUGUCAUCGGCGACUACCUGGCCAAGUUCAAGAACGACAGGCCGAAGGCACAGAAGGCCAUGGAGGUGACCUGGGCCACCAUGGAGAAGAAGGAGAAGAUCAUGUGGAUAAAAAAGGCAGCGGAGGACCAAAAGCGAUAUGAGAGAGACUUGUGUGAGAUGCGCUCGCCUCCUGCCACCAUUGCCUCUGCCAAGAAGAUGAAGUUCGAGGGUGAACCCAAGAGACCGCCAUCGAACGGCUACCAGAAGUUCUCUCAGGAGAUGCUGUCCAACGGAGAGCUCAAUCACCUGCCCAUGAAGGAGCGCAUGACGGAGAUCGGCAGCCGCUGGCAGAGGUUACCGCUGAAGGAGAAGGACCGCUACAAGAAGAUCGCAGAGGAGAAGCAACGGGAGUACAGGGUGCUGCUGACGCAGUGGCUGGCGAGUUUGUCCUCACAAGAGCGGAACACGUACAAGGAGUACAACUCACAGAAAAGAAGAAAUGUAGCCAAACCUGGAGGCCCCGUGGCGAAGGUCAAGAAAUCGGAUACGGAGGAGGAUGAAGAUGACGACGACGAUGACGAGGACGAGGAGGACGAGCGCGAGAAGGCUUCGUCAGAGGCGGACUCCUCCAGCGAUGACGACGAUGAUGAUGAUGACGACGACGAUGAUGACGACGAUAAUGAGGAGGACGAUGACGAGGAAGACGCGGACGAGAAGGAGAACCAAUCAGACGACAGCAGCAGCGAGUCCAACUCUGACAGCUCGUCCGACUCGGACUCGGACUGAAACGGAGUCCAGAAUAACUGAGCAUUGCUGAGCCUGGGAGAGUCCAGGGAGCUCCAGCCACUGUGCCAACCCUGCUCUCCUCCCACCACCACCACGCCCCCCUCCUCCAUUUCAGUUUGUAAAAAGCUUCGGACACGGUCCAGUUGGAAUCGUCCAGGUUCUGUGUUGUUUUAGCGGUCGUGGACGAAGAGUUGUGACGGCUUCUCCAGAGCCAAAGAUGACUUUAGGGAGGGAGGGAGAGGGGAGGGGAGGGGAGGGGAGGUGGGGCCGACGAAUUGCACUCUUCAGAAUGUUUCCUUUUUGUUUGAACGGAUCUAUCAGACGAUAUCAGUUCUUGUUCUCCUCAUAGCUUUCUUUCUCCUCGAGUUCUGGUCUUGGUUUUAUUCGUUGGUUCUUAAGUCGGUGGAAACGUUUCAGGAAAAAAAACAAGCCAUUUUGAAUGUUUUUCUGCUGGACUUUUUUUUUUUUUUUUUUUUUUA
This is a messenger RNA of Synchiropus splendidus (mandarinfish), 3322 nucleotides long. It is a transcript of the gene ubtf, whose product is annotated as upstream binding transcription factor. NCBI's taxonomy places the organism in Eukaryota, Metazoa, Chordata, Actinopteri, Syngnathiformes, Callionymidae. The transcript is spliced from 22 exons. The record is from RefSeq and is a predicted model, not a curated record. The coding region runs from base 621 to 2843 and encodes 740 amino acids.